Messenger RNA from Phlebotomus papatasi, 5812 nucleotides. RefSeq names its product chitin deacetylase 1 (gene serp). The transcript has 6 exons. Gene Ontology annotation, molecular function: chitin binding; hydrolase activity, acting on carbon-nitrogen (but not peptide) bonds; protein binding. Gene Ontology annotation, biological process: carbohydrate metabolic process. NCBI's taxonomy places the organism in Eukaryota, Metazoa, Arthropoda, Insecta, Diptera, Psychodidae. The record is from RefSeq and is a predicted model, not a curated record. The coding region runs from base 220 to 1833 and encodes 537 amino acids. Gene Ontology annotation, cellular component: extracellular region.
ACUCUCUCUUACGUUUAUUGGGAAUCCAUGACGGUUUCGUUGCCACGUUAAGCUCAGUUCGUGUUUAAAAGUUUCUUAAUCAAAUUUACAAAAUAAAAAAAAUUGAAAGAGAGAAAAAUAAGACAGAGUGAUAUCUGUAAGGAAGACGAACAAAAACCCAUGUUUAGGGAGUUUAUACCAUAGAUCUGUUUUCCAAAUAAUAUUCAAAUUGUUGAAGUUAUGGAAAAAUUAUUAGUGCUUUUUGUUACACUUAUUGCACUUUCAAUUUCAAAUGUGUCAUGUGUGCGUGUAAAACGACAAUCAGAUGAUUCGUCAAAAAAAGAAGAAUCAUUUGAGCAGGAGUUGUGCAAGGACAAAGAUGCCGGAGAAUGGUUCCGUCUUGUGGCUGGUGAAGGUGACAAUUGUCGCGAUGUAAUUCAGUGCACGUCAUCGGGUCUUCAAGCUAUCCGUUGUCCAGCCGGUCUAUAUUUCGACAUUGAAAAACAAACAUGUGACUGGAAAGAUGCUGUGAAGAAUUGCAAACUAAAGAAUAAGGAACGCAAAAUUAAACCACUUCUGCACACAGAUGAGCCCCUGUGUCAGGAAGGAUUCUUAGCCUGUGGUGAUGGUAAUUGUAUUGAAAGGGGUCUCUUCUGUAACGGAGAAAAGGACUGUUCCGACGGAUCUGAUGAGAAUAGUUGCGAUAUUGAUAAUGACCCCAAUAGGGCUCCCCCCUGUGAUCCCUCCGUGUGCGUUUUGCCCGAUUGUUUCUGCUCUGAGGAUGGAACAACCAUUCCUGGAAAUCUUCCCGCCAAGGAUGUCCCAAUGAUGAUUACAGUUACAUUUGACGAUGCCAUAAAUAACAACAACAUCGAUCUCUACAAAGAAAUGUUCAAUGGACGUCGCAAGAAUCCCAAUGGAUGUGAAAUCAAAGCCACUUUCUUCGUGUCCCACAAAUAUACCAAUUACUCGGCAGUUCAAGAGACACACCGAAAGGGACAUGAAAUUGCUGUCCAUUCAAUCACCCACAAUGAUGACGAGAGAUUCUGGUCCAAUGCAACUGUUGACGAUUGGGCCAAGGAAAUGGCUGGCAUGAGAAUUAUCAUUGAGAAGUAUGCAAAUAUUACGGAUAAUUCUGUUGUUGGCGUAAGGGCACCAUACUUGAGAGUCGGCGGAAAUAAUCAAUUUACAAUGAUGGAGGAACAGGCUUUCCUCUAUGAUUCUACAAUCACCGCUCCACUAUCCAAUCCACCACUUUGGCCAUACACCAUGUACUUCCGUAUGCCCCACCGUUGUCACGGAAAUCUCCAAAGUUGCCCCACAAGAUCACAUGCUGUGUGGGAAAUGGUGAUGAAUGAACUCGAUCGCCGUGAAGAUCCUGGCAAUGACGAAUACCUCCCAGGUUGUGCCAUGGUAGAUUCAUGCUCCAACAUUCUCACCGGUGAUCAAUUUUACAAUUUCUUAAAUCACAAUUUCGAUCGUCACUAUGAGCAAAAUCGUGCUCCACUUGGUCUCUACUUCCAUGCUGCCUGGCUGAAGAAUAAUCCAGAAUUCUUGGAUGCCUUCUUGUAUUGGAUUGACGAAACCCUAGCUAAUCACAAUGAUGUAUACUUUGUGACAAUGACCCAGGUAAUUCAGUGGAUUCAAAAUCCACGGUCCAUCAAUGAACUGAAGAGUUUUGAGCCAUGGAGGGAAAAGUGUACAGUUGAGGGAACUCCUGCCUGCUGGGUACCACAUACAUGCAAACUCACAUCCAAAGAAGUGCCCGGAGAAACGAUCAAUCUUCAGACAUGUGUACGCUGUCCCAACAACUACCCAUGGAUUAAUGAUCCAACAGGGGAUGGCUUCUUCUAAGUCAAUAUUACUACCUUCUAAUCUUUCUUUGUUCUCAUCACACUACCCUAAUGCCCUAUUCUCUUCUCCCUCAAUCCACAACUACACUAUCACUUUCACUUUAAUUUUCCCACUGAUUAUAUUUGAUAUUUACAUUCUAAAACACAUUAUACUUUGUCCGACAUUACUUAAUGUAUUUUUUUCAUUUUGCAUGAGGAUAGUAUUCAACCUUACGAAUAACUUCCGUCUAGAAAUUUGCCCGGACAUUCUUCUUUUGGGAGACAGAAACAUUUAAAGUUGGCAUUUUUUUAUUUAUUUAAUGGGAUAAUGAACUUGCCACAAUACCCCACCCAUUAAAAAGAGGCCGCGCCCCUUUUAUUAUUCGUUAUGUACACCCUUUAGUUCUUGGCCACCUCCCAUUCCAACAACCCUAAUACGGGCUUCAGACCUGAGAUUUAGCCAUAUGGCUUAACUGUUCUAAUUUUUCAACAAUCAACAUUUUUGGAAAAGUUUGACUUACAGUAGACUCUCGCUAAUUCGGCUCUUUUAAGAUCGGGCUACCUUUUAAUUCGGGCGGCAGUUAAAUUCGAAAAUAGUUUGUUGACAUUUUUAAAAUUCGAUUAUGAUUAUCAAAUGAAGCAAAUAUGCUCAAAUUUGUCAUGAUUUGUCUUAGUUUUGAUGUGAUUUUGCAUUAUUAAGUGGUUUUCAUGCAAUUUAUAAUAGCAAUGAGCAUGUAAACUCAAUGAGUAUGCAAAUAAACAAAAAAUCGUUACAUUUCAAACAAUUUGACGCCCGAAUUUCUCUCCAAUUCGGUUGGCAUUUCGGUCCCAAAUGCCCGAAUUUGAGAGAGUCUACUGUAUUAUUGGACUAUUAAGGACAAUGACCUAUUAUAUUCUGAAAGAGGCACUAAAUUGCAUGAUAUUUAGGACUUUGAGGCCGUCGAGAACAGGGCUAAACGCAGGGGCCCAUCAAGCCUAAUAAAAAGUGAAGCUAUUUUUCACUGUUCCUUGUAAAAAUGUUGCAAAUAUUGCACUGUGACUUAAACAAAUUUAUAUGUAUUAUUAAUAUGUAUUUUUAAAUAGCUUUUAGUGCACCAUUUCGAAAUAUAUCAGACUUAUAAGUCAAUUCUCUUUAGGAAAAAACUUGCCAAUAGCCUUCAGUGCCUCUAUGCAAAAACCUAUGGAAAAAUGAAAUGUCGAGAGGCCCCUGGCUAAACCUCUAAUCUGAAGACCGCUUAAUAUUACCUGAUCUAGAAGUUCGUUAUUUUUUACAUGGUAAGUAUUUUAGUACAGGCUCCUUGGGGGCGUGGCUUGUGUAUUUAACCCUUUAAGGACGAGAAGGUCAAAAAUUGGGGGUCGAAAAAAAUAUUUUUUCUGACUUUCUAGAGCAAAACACAACUUUAGAAGGCCGUAGGAAAAAUUUAAUUUUUGGGUCACCGGUAACCCAAUCGUCCUUAAAGGGUUAAGGCAAGAUAGUUUAGUCCACGCCCUCUUCGUCUUAAAAGUUAUGACGUAAAAUCCCUAGUUUAGUUUAUGAUUUUUCAAACUAUCUAAUUCUAAGCUUUUCUUAGAUUUUGCCAACUUCUUGUUACGCUAUUUCAUGAAACUAAAGAUCAUUUUAUGAUUUUAAUUAUUUUAUUAUUCAUUUUUUAUUUGAGUGAUAGAAGCUCUAAUUGUCUUUUAGAAUUGCUAUUUAAUAAAUUCAGUUACAAAUUAAUAUUGUUUUGUUUUGCUUUCCGGAGCCAAUGUAGUCAUUUUGAAAACAUUCAGAGUAGAAAUGUGAUUAGGGAAGACUGGAGCAAAAAGUCACAAAACGGAUAUUUUAUUUUUUUACAAACUACUCAAACGCUCCAGAAAUUUCUAAUUAGCGCAGUUUUCUAGGAAAUUUACCGCUCUACAACAUUGUGAAAGCUAUUUUCCUUUAACGAGCUGUUUUCUAAAAGGUAAUUUUGUGACCAUUCUCAAAAAUUCUGGGGCAAAUAGUACCAGGUAUGGGAUAUUAUCACAUUUUGAUUUCCUUUUUUACGAGCUUUCGUAAAUUUAAAAAAAUGGCUAGGUGACAUAUUUUCAUAGGAAAUUUAUUCCUCUACACCUUUGUAAAACACCGUUUUCUCUAUCUGAAGGAGAAAAGCGCUUUUCAAGCUAUUUUAGAAAAAAAAAACACACAAGAGACUGCUAAUCGUUUGACCAAUGCAAGCAAAAAGCGGCGAGACGCGAAAAUAACGUUUCUUCUCGCCGUGAGACAUCAGAAAUUGCUUCGGUCUUUGUUACUUUUUGCGCCAUACCUUUUGUUACUUUUUACCCCAAGUGGUCAUUUUUCAUAAAAGGAUUUCUUUGUAAAAUUCUAAAAUAGAUAGUGGUUUCGUAUUUAAAGAAUUCAAAUCAUUUAGGAAAUACUUACGAGUGCAUUAAUUUUGGAAAAUAAGUAGGUCAAAAUUGAUAUCUGUUGCAAGGAAAACAUUUCAAAAAUAGGGCUAAAAAUUUUAAUAUUUUUUUUAUUUUCUGCAUUCCUUGUUCGAAUUCUAAGAAACAUACGACUUUGAAGAAGGUCUAUGGAGGCAAUCUAUGGAAAACAUUUUAAGCCGCUAUCUCUUUUAUCUUGGAAGAUAUUGAAUUUUUAAGUUUUCAAUUUGUGACUUUUUACCCCAGUCUCCCCUACAGUUCUGCAUUUCACAAACUAAAAUUUAAGGUUAGUUGGAAGCCUUUUUUAAAACUAGAUUUGCCUAUUAGUCUUUUCAAACGAGUAUUUAAAAAUAACGUUUUUGGAUUAAGAAAAAAACACGUGAUAAAUGGGCGUGACUUCUAAGAGGCGUGUACUAAGUACUCUCAAAAAAUGGUGUAUCUUUUUUUUAAACAUACAAGUAUGAAUAGUUUGACAUAAUUGGAACUAUUACACAUCGAAAAUAGAAGAAAAAAUAUCAGUAAAAUUCUUGAAGCUAUUUAUAUUCUUUUGCUGUAAAGGGGAGUGGCCAAUUUUAAGCAAGUAAAAUCUUUAGGUCCGUCCCAAAAAACGAUCAAACGAAGUAGCUGAUUCAUGGAGUCUCACAGUAUCCCAUUACCAGUAAAUAAAUAAACAAAAAUAUUUACAUUCAUUUAAUCUUCGGACUACAACAAAAUUUGUGGGCGGAGUUUGUUUGGGAUGGUAAAAAAAAACACCUCCAUGCAAGAAAAAGUAUUAGUAAUUCAAAGUAAAAAAGUGUUUUUCUUAUUGUGAAAGAGUCCCCAAACUGAAGAAAAAUAUAUAUUUUAAAAAAUGAACGAAAUUGCUAUAAAAUCAUUACAAUACGAUUGCAUAGCCUUGAUAUGUGGAUUAAUUCGUUGCUAAUUUUGUACUUUUCUUGGCGACGUUUUUCUUUUAAAAAAAAUUUUUUCACCUUCAUGAUUUACCAAUUCACGGACAGGCAGUUUUUAUAUCUUCUACACUUUUCGUCUCACCAAGUCCAAUAACCAUAAUUUCCAUUUUACAUAGUAAAACUACCUACAUAAUUGGUAUUAUGUAUUUUAUUGGCGUUCUGGUAUUUUUACGAUUACAACUUUUGGAUGGAUACCCUUUUUUAAAGAAAAUGUAACACGUGAGUUAAGUAUUGAAUUGCAAUGAAUUCUGUAAAUCACUCAUUUAUAUUCACUAAAUUUUAAAAAUGUGAGAGAGAUUUUUUUUAAUAUAAAUUAGGGUAUAUUUGUCAUUAUAAGAGAUAUUGUAGGGAUCUCACCUGUAAAUACUCCUAAUGAUAUUUUUCGCCUUAAAUUGAAAUUAUAUAAUUUUAUGAAAGAAAAAAAAGAAAGUUCUGUUCCCCUUCAAUUUUUUACAUUCCUUGUCUUUUGCAAUGUUAUUUCCAUUGUUUUUUUGCAAAUGAGAAUAUUUUAUUUUCUUUAGGCAUAUUUUUGAUAAAUAAAAAUAAAAAUCAGAUGAAUUGUAAUAGGAAGAACUGUUUAUAAAAAAAAAUGAUAAAAAAUACUUCAAUGUGAAUUAAAUAAGAAAUAUCACCAUAGUGAUGGAAUAA